AUGGAUAUUAUAACCCUAGUGUCGAAAGAUAAUGUUGAAUUUGAAGUUCCUAAAGAAGUCAUAAUCAUAUCACAAACCCUAAAAGCGAUGGUGGAUAGCCCUUUCAUUGAAAACAGUGGAAAAAUCACGUUAACUAAUUUCGAUUCUCCCGUUUUAGCAGUUAUUGUUGAUUAUUUAAAUUACAAUUUUAAGUAUAAAGAUGAGGAUCCAACUAAAGUUGAUAUUCCGGAAUUUGAAAUUCCCACAGAGCUUUCCUUGGAACUAUUAUUGGCUGCUGACUAUUUGAAUAUUUAA
Molecule: messenger RNA, 294 nt
Organism: Tetrapisispora phaffii CBS 4417
Lineage: Eukaryota; Fungi; Ascomycota; Saccharomycetes; Saccharomycetales; Saccharomycetaceae
Gene: ELC1
Product: elongin C
Exons: 1
Coding region: 1-294 (97 amino acids)
Biological process (GO): ubiquitin-dependent protein catabolic process
Cellular component (GO): elongin complex
Molecular function (GO): protein-macromolecule adaptor activity
Source: RefSeq, a predicted model, not a curated record